AUGCCAAUAUUAGGGUUUGGGGGAGAAGAUGACGAGUCUACAACUUCUUCUCCCACACAGACUACCCGAGAGGAUGACGAUGACAAGACAUCUUCUCAACGAACGACCAGUAAACCCACUAGCACUGGCUCAAAAGAUGAAGACGGAGACGACGAGCCUACCACCACCUCUAAACCCACAUCCACUGCCAAGAAAAAUGAGGACGAGGAAGAUAAACCGACGACUAGUACUAAACGUAAAGAGUUAGAUGAUGAGACAUCUACAUCGUCAAGUAAGACAAAGACCAAGACUAGUACAGAUGAAAGUGCUUCUACUGGAGUGAUGAGCGUUGCCAACGCGUGUAUAAAGAAUGGAACGGAUAGUGAUGAGUGUUUGGAUGGGUAUCAGCAGAAUUCGGGAUUGAUAAUAUUCUGUGCAAUAGCGGGGGCUUUGGUCAUUAUCGGAUUGAUAUAUUGGUUGAUCAAACGAAGUAAGAGGAGAGCAAAGUUGGAGGGGAUGAUAAGUAAAGCAUAG
This is a messenger RNA of Kwoniella botswanensis, 513 nucleotides long. RefSeq lists its product as uncharacterized. Lineage: Eukaryota; Fungi; Basidiomycota; Tremellomycetes; Tremellales; Cryptococcaceae. The transcript is spliced from 2 exons. Bases 1 to 513 code for a protein of 170 amino acids. The record is from RefSeq and is a predicted model, not a curated record.